Molecule: messenger RNA, 2132 nt
Organism: Megachile rotundata (alfalfa leafcutting bee)
Lineage: Eukaryota; Metazoa; Arthropoda; Insecta; Hymenoptera; Megachilidae
Molecular function (GO): catalytic activity
Source: RefSeq, a predicted model, not a curated record
AUGGACGGUGUUGGAUUACGAACUUAUGCAAAAGGUAGUUGCUACCAUGGUCAAUGGAGAAAUGGACUCCGUCAUGGUAGAGGCACCAUGGUUUGGACAUAUGGAAACGUUUAUCGUGGAGAAUGGAAAUGUGGUUCGAUGCACGGUUAUGGGGAAUAUGUAUGGAACGGCUUUUUCAAUAAAACUUUAACUUGGCCACGAGAAGCUUCGUACGUUGGUCAUUGGCGUAAUGGAAUGCGCCAUGGCGAAGGAGAAUUGAAGUUAAAUGCAGUUGGAGGAGCCAAAUAUUCAGGGUUUUGGAUGGAUAAUAAGAAGCAUGGUUAUGGAAUUAUUAUUGGAAGCAAUGGGGAAAAAUUCGAAUCUAACCCAUUAUUUUUGAACGACGUUUUAUGCUCAGGUAAUAUCGAGAAUAUUAAUUUAAACAACGAUUCAGAGGACAAAACUGAAGUAAAAUGCAUACGUGUGAUCAAAGAAAUAAAACCGGAGUUUGUUGAAAAACCAAACGAGUUAAACCAAGCUCCAGAACUUCCCGUUUUGAAACCAGAACAAUAUCCAUCGUUAUUUUAUCACAUAACUCGUUUGUUAAAUCCAGAAAGCCUAGAAGAACGUCCAUUACCCGAACCUUUACCUGACAAAUGUUACACCUGCGAAAAUGAAUCUUGUACUUGUUUAGCAGCGAAUUCGGAAGAUACAAAGAAAGAAGACGAAAAUGGAAAAGAAGGGACAGAUACGUCGAAAACAGAAACAGGCAAAUCUGACCCUUCUAUAAAUAAUGAAAUGGAAUCAAAUUACAAAUACGAAGAACAGUGGACGUAUAAUUGUUUAACAUUGCAUAUGACACGUUUACGUGAAAUUUAUAAUCAAUACGCUCGACUGUUUACAAAAUCAGCUCCAAAGUGCAAUCUUGCAUUAAGUAGAAUUUGUUUAUGGCAAUUGUGGCGGGAUUGUGGUAUUCACAAAAAAGGAUUGAGUCUUAUAGAUAUUGAUAAUUACAUGGCGAAAAAUAAAAGCACUGUCGUGAAAGAUCCAUAUCACCCAUUUGAAAAAAUUGAAAUUUGGCAGUUUAUACACGCAUUGUUAGAAGUCUCGUGGCAAUUGUAUACUAAAUUCGACGACGUAGAAACAGAAGAAAUUAAUGGAAAGCUUGCUGGCGGUUUACUUAAGUUAUUAAAAAAUGAUAUAUAUCCGCAUGCUGGGAAUCACGUUGGAAACGUACAUCAAAAGUAUAAAGAUUUGUUGCCUAUAGAUGCCGUUUUUCAAUUGUAUAAACAAAUUGGAUAUCCGUUCUCUGCGAAGGAUCUUCUACGAACUUUGUGUGCUUUAAAUGAUUUGCAAGCUGUAACUACAGAAGCGAUUAAAAAUUUGCCAAAUGGCGCUAAUUGUGUGACGAUAUGUGAGAAGGUCAAUUAUUUAUUAAAACUUGAUGACAUUUUGAUGCAACCACGCUGUACAGUCGAAACCUCAGAGGACAAUGAAAGCGAUUCUGCGUAUGGAUUGUUGGUGUUUAAAGAAUUGGGAACUUUGAAAUUGUUAGAAAUUAUGGUGUUAAUAUGUCCUGCGAUCAAAGAUGUCGAAACUGAUGCAAUUGUUAACAUGGAAUACGAGUUUACAUUUCUCGAGUUCUACGAAAUAAUCAUGGAGACCACGAAACAAUUGCUUUCCAUGAGAAAAAAUUUGCAAAAGAAGGAAAUCGAGGAAGAAGACACAUUAUCGCAAAAUAAUGAUUCGCAAAAGAAGGAAUCUUUCGCGAAAAACCGGCGCUCUUUACUUAGGAAGAGUUCCAGAGUUAAAAACAAAACAUAAUCUUUCGUCGUUUAACUUAAAAAUAAAUUAUAUUUUUAUAUCUAUGGCACAGAUUUGAAAAUGUGCAAUUUAGAAUAACUUUUCGUCGAUUAAAAUCGCAUUGGCAUAUAUGUUUCAACAAGAAAUAACAAACAAAAUAAAUUAAAAAUAAUUGAAACAAUUUGCCAGAAGAAAAAUAAAACAAAAAAUGAUUUCUAUUUAUUUUUUAAUGUAGGAUCUCCGCCUUUUAGGUUAUGCCACCUACUUUGAAACACCCUAUAUAACGAUACAACAGAACAGAAUCAAAAUGUUAAUAAUUAAAAAAUUAGAGGACGACAGAAUGCAACUGG